UGUAUCCAGUCCUUGCUCAAGCUGGACUUCAAAUCUUUCUCGAAGGUCCGAAAAGUCCAGCUCAUCCUCAUCGAACUCAUCGUCCUCCGGGUCUGGGAGAUGAUCAAAGCUCGGCGCCAUGAUUGCGGCUACUUUUACUCAGGUCUUCCUGGCUGUCUUUUGUAUCGCGCUUAGUGCUGUGCUGUUGUGCCGUCGUAGAAUAUUUCAGAUGUUUUGUGGGGGCGCUGAUAGAUUUUCACCCCACCUCGCUGCGUUUUGGUUGUUGAAAGCGGGUUUAGACGCUUUGGACGACAAAAACGAGCGGCAGAGACAAAGGUGAUAUCACUGCGAAUAGCUGCAGUAGAGAGGAAAGGAACGGAGACUGGCGAUCGUUGUCUUUCCGCGAUGCAGAUUCAACGAACCUCG
Messenger RNA from Amorphotheca resinae ATCC 22711, 405 nucleotides. RefSeq lists its product as hypothetical. Bases 119 to 319 code for a protein of 66 amino acids. The record is from RefSeq and is a predicted model, not a curated record. The transcript has a single exon. Lineage: Eukaryota; Fungi; Ascomycota; Leotiomycetes; Helotiales; Amorphothecaceae.